AAUACUCAACGUGAGACGAGCUUAUUCCGUAUAUUAGAUAUUUAUUAUUUUUUUUGUAAAAAGAAUAAACAAAACAAUGGUUUUACAAUGAACAUCCAACGAUCAAUGAGAGUUCCUACUGUUAAAUAAAACUAAUAAAUAUCAUUAGACUUUAGUGUAAUUUGACUUUUUAUUAUUGAAUAGUGGAUGCUGCUUGUAACUGAAGGCUGAAAGAAUAAACCUAAAAAAAAAAAAAAAGAAAAAGAAGAAGAAGUGCAGAUAGGUAGACAGAACAGCAGAGAUGCGACAACGUCCUCGAGACUACUCGAGGUGGCUAGGUUGAAGGCCCGUUUUGAAUGUCGCCGAAUGUAAUUGAUUGACAAAUCUUCUUCUGACAACGAUUCUUAAGGAAGAUGAGUUCUUCAGAAGCUUGGGAAUUGGAAAGACGGUACUCGGUACCAGGAGCUUUAGAUACCAGAGGACUUGAACCACCAGCCAGUGAAGAUUUACAUGCAUGGUCUAUAUACAGGCAAAAUCUGAAUUCUGAUUUUACGGAUUCGGCGUUGGGUUCAGCUGAAAAAUCACCGUUGCCGUACGGUAACUUUCAACUUCGAGAUUCAACCGUACAAAGUAUACUAAGACAUCCGAGAUAUGGUCCAAAGAGUCCACUUGCCAAUAAUUCGUAUACAUAUUUAAAAUUUGGCCUACCACGUGUAUUACCACCAACUUCGCGCAAUCGUGAUGGUUCCAGUGGUUAUGAUUCUAGCGAGGAAGGUCGUCGUAUGUCUCAAAUUGGUGCAGCAUCUGCACCAGGUACUUCGGCAAUGCGUUCUGCUAGAAGUGAUCCAGAUUUUAGACACGUGCAUGCUUUACCUAGGGAACAAGCACACUCUCAACUUACGGUAAGCAGGGAUAAUGCACGGUUCAGAAGUGUCAGUGAAGCUAAUUUACUUCAUAAUGCUGUUACGACUAAUCGACGACACAGUAUUGCACCAAUCGAUCCCGGUUAUUCAGGACCUAGUCACAAUGUUUUAAGACCCGAAGAUUAUGCAAUGUCAUUGAGAUCUGUACCUUGCAUUCAGCAUCCACACUUACAACUUCGUGGUGUAGAAACUACAGGUUCUAAUGGUUUACCAUUACUUCGUGGUAUUAGUUUGGAAGUUGGAGCAACUGAAGUAUUGGCUAUUAUGGCAACUACUGAAAAAGAAGGGACACAAAUUAUAGAAACAAUUGCUGGCAAAAAAGCUAUCAGGAAAGGUGAUAUUCUUUUGAACGGCCGAUCUGUAUCAGCUCGUAUUUUGAGAUCUCGUGUUGCAUAUUUACCAACGGAAUGUGGAUUGACUCCGGGUUUGACGACACAACAAACUUUACAUUUUUAUAUGCUAUUAAAAGGUGGUGUUAAUAUUACGUCAUUAGAAACUGAAGCAAUAUUAUUGGAACUUGGAUUAGAAGCAACGAAACAUUGUCUAGUUAAUACUUUGACGACGUCCGAGGCACGAAGAUUAGCUUUAGCUUGUCGUCUUUUGCAAGAUUCUUAUAUUCUUACAUUAGACAGACCUACACAUGGCUUAGACAUUUUUGAUGCUUUCUUCUUGGUUGAAUACUUAAGACAAUGGGCUGGAAGAGAACACAGAGUUGUUAUUCUAACAUUACAUCCACCAACUUAUGAAAUAUUAACAAUGGUAUCCAGAGUCACUCUCACUUCGGGUGGUAGAAUUAUGUAUUCUGGACUUAGAAGAGAUAUGUUGCCAUAUUUUGCACUUGCUGAAUUUCCCUGUCCGUCAUUUAAAAAUCCGUCAGAUUAUUAUCUUGAUCUGGUAACUUUGGACGAUUUAUCAGCAGAAGCAAUGUUAGAAUCUUCACAAAGAAUAGAUCAUUUAGCAGAAUUAGCUAGAACUAGAUUACCAGCUUUAAGCGAUCCUGGACCACCUUGUCCACUACCACCAGCUAUUUCUAAUGCUAAUAUAUUUUUACAUAUUUAUGCUCUGUUACUGAGGAUUCUUAUCUACAGUCAACCAUUAACAAUGACAAAAAUGCUUCAGAAAAUAGUUAUCUCAGCAUCUCUCAGUAUUUUACUUGGUGCAAUAUUUUGGAACGUUGCUAGAGAUUCUAAUUUAUAUCUGAGAGAUAGAAUAGGCUUUCAUUAUGCCAGUUUAGGUAUUUUUUCUUGGCCUCUUAGUAUUUUAGCUAUGCGUGAAGUUGCUAAUUGUAGACCAAAUGUUGAAAGGGAUAUCAGAGAUGGACUCUAUGGAAGAUUUGUUUAUAUCUUUAUAGAGCUAUGCUUUGGUUUGCCAAUUUGGUGUUUGGUAUAUUUAGUAUACUUAGCACCAGCAUUUGCAAUGUGUGGAUUACAUCUUGUACCUGACGAAAAUUUAACAUCAUUGUGGAAUUAUCUUGCUAUUGGUUUGUUAUAUCUGAUGUUACAACACUUGAUAUGCAUAUUUUUUGCUCAUAUAUGCAGAUGGACAUAUCUUGCAGCAUUAUGUUCUGGUAUUAUUAUUGGAGAAUUAAGUUUGGCUGCUGGAGUAACAUUACAUUUAGACAAUUUACCAUUGUGGUAUCGACAAAUUAGUCCAAUGCGAUGGGCAUUAUCUUUAUUACUUCCCCCUCUUCAUGGACCAGAAAGUAUGAGCAAAUUAACUAACUGUAAACCUAAACAAGUUCAACGUCAAGAUAUCAUUUUUCAAACAACGUGUGAGCCAUCGGAUGGAAAUUUGGCGUUACUUGAAAUUGCAUUAGAUAAAUUUGAUCUACAAAUAGAAUUAUGGAUGGGUGUUGGAGUUAUUAUACUUGUUAUACUUAUUAUGUUAGCAUUUUUAAGUAUUAAGUAUAAUACUUUGAAACGACCUCGAAGUGCACCGAAUAAACCUUAAGAGAUGUUAAUCGUGUGGUUAGAUGAUUUAUUUAUUGUCAUCUACCUCGAUGUAAUAUCUCAAAAAAAAAAUGGCAGAUUUUAACAGAAAGGAUCAGUGAACUUAAAUAAGAUUGAAAUGUAACGAGACACAAGAAGCUUGCUACAAUUGUAAUUAUGAUCAAAAAUUUGGUCAAAAAUGAAUACGCUUAAUGAUCUAUAAUUUUAAGUUUU
Molecule: messenger RNA, 3064 nt
Organism: Polistes dominula (European paper wasp)
Lineage: Eukaryota; Metazoa; Arthropoda; Insecta; Hymenoptera; Vespidae
Product: ATP-binding cassette sub-family G member 8
Biological process (GO): transmembrane transport
Cellular component (GO): plasma membrane
Molecular function (GO): ATP hydrolysis activity; ATP binding; ABC-type transporter activity
Source: RefSeq, a predicted model, not a curated record